Trematosphaeria pertusa is the source of this 1602-nucleotide messenger RNA. RefSeq names its product phosphotransferase enzyme family protein. Gene Ontology annotation, cellular component: mitochondrion. The record is from RefSeq and is a predicted model, not a curated record. The transcript is spliced from 4 exons. Bases 1 to 1602 code for a protein of 533 amino acids. Lineage: Eukaryota; Fungi; Ascomycota; Dothideomycetes; Pleosporales; Trematosphaeriaceae.
AUGGGCUCUUCUCAGGCAGACUGGAAUUCUAAUGAUGAAUUCUUCAAAUUUACGCGUGGCCGCUUUAUUAUAGAUGAGGUGGAGAAUCUUCGAAAGCGAGAGAUCAGAUUCGACUUGAACAGGCUUGCAAGUGUCGCGGCAGACUCGGUCGGCGCCGCUCAGUGCAUUUCUAUCAAGAAGUACCCCGACGGCAUGUUCAACAAAGCUUUCCUCAUGUCUAUGGAUGAUGGCCGAGAAGUUGUAGCCAAGGUGCCUAACCCGAAUGCUGGCAUUCCGCACUUUACUACGGCCAGUGAAGUCGCCACCAUGGACUUUGCCAGAAAAGUGCUUGACACACCAGCGCCUCGUGUCUACUCAUGGAACUCGCAAGCAAAAUUUCACCCUGUUGGGGCUGAAUUUAUCAUCAUGGAUAAAACUGAGGGUGUUCCGCUGUCUCAAGUCUGGGGCACGAUGAAACUACCCCAGAAGCUCCAAGUGCUCCUUGCCCUGACACGUCUCCAGAAGCAAUGGCUGAGCGUUUCAUUCUCGCAUUACGGCAGCUUGUACUACGCGGGAGACGUGCAGCCACCAGCAGGCAACUACUACACCAAGGAUGGCAAGACCGUUAAAGAUUCGGAGUUUGCAAUUGGCCCGGCUACAGGCCGGGAUUGGUUUGAUGCGGGCCGAUCAAUUUUGGAUAUCGAGAGAGGGCCAUGGGCUUCUCUAACGCAGUAUCUGCAAGCGGUCGGGACGCGAGAGAUGAAGGCAAUCCAGUCAAUUAAACCCCCAAAACAGAUUGCCUUAUUCUGUGGCCCAAAGCUCUACCGACCAGACAGGGAAAAGAAGCUUACUGCUUUAGCAUGGUACCGACAAAUCGUCGAUGCCCUUAUUCCAAAGGAAACUGGCAUCACCAACCCGUGCCUCUGGCAUAAUGAUUUGCAUGAUGACAACAUCUUCGUUGACCCACAUAACCCCGAAAAGAUCACGGGUAUCAUCGACUGGCAGUCUUGCCACGUCUCGCCGCUCUUCAACCACAAUCCCGAUCCAGCCUUCCUCGACUGGGAUGGCCUUGAGCCUGAGACGCUCGAUCUGGCACCAAGGCCGAAGCUCUCUGGGCUUUCCCCAGAAGAAAGGUCCGCGGCUGUGCGCGAGUAUACCGUCCAAAACAUGUUCAUCGGAUGGCGGAAACUCAUGCAUGCCAAAAACGCAGACCUGUAUCGAGUAGUCGAAUUCCGAAAGACGGCAGCGUACGGGCUCAUAUUUCUUGCCCACCGCAUGUUCGAAUACGGCGAGGCGCACUUCCAAUCGCUUCUGGUCGAUCUGAAGAACACGUGGGCGGACUUACCGACCGUCACCAGCGACGUCCCAUUCCCGUUCGACUUUUCGGAAGUAGAUUUCGAGCGUAUCAAGCUAGAUAGCGAUAGUGCGGUAGCAGGAACAGAGCUUGUUACAGAGGUCAAGGAGAGAAUGGGCGAUUUGUGGCCGGACAAAGGCUUCAUCGAGCACGAGCGAUACGAUGAUUGCAAAGCUGCCCUCCACGAAGUCAAAGAUCAGAUAUUGGAGCAAUUGGCCGAGACUGAGGAGGAAAAAGCUGAGUAUGAACAUUAUUGGCCAUUUGAAUGA